Messenger RNA from Pieris macdunnoughi, 978 nucleotides. The record is from the annotation of a GenBank genome assembly. NCBI's taxonomy places the organism in Eukaryota, Metazoa, Arthropoda, Insecta, Lepidoptera, Pieridae.
AUGGGAGAAGUAAAAAUAACAGGGGACAUAAAAAUCGGAGGUGACAAUCCGUGCUUUAUCAUCGCAGAAGUUGGCCAAAAUCACCAAGGUGACAUUGAGAUAGCGAAAAAACUAAUAAAAGCCGCCAAGGAAGCUGGUGCCAGUUGUGUGAAAUUUCAAAAGACAUGCCUCAAAGAGAAAUUCACUAACAAGUAUUUAGAGCGUCCAUACGACAAUUCAAACUCCUGGGGCAAAACAUACGGAGAUCAUAAAAGGCAUUUGGAAUUUUCCGAAGCUCAGUAUAGAGAACUGUUUAAAUAUGCCCAAGAAGUCGGAAUUCCCUUUACAGCGUCUGCUAUGGAUAUGGUAUCCUUUGACUUCUUGGUAAACCUGAAGGUACCAUUCAUAAAAAUCGGUUCCGGUGACUCCAAUAACUUGCUGUUUCUAAAGUAUGCAGCUAGUAAGAUGGUACCGCUCAUUAUAUCUACUGGGAUGGUCGACAAAUCUGCUGUGAAAACAAUAUAUGACAUAGUAUCGGCAAAUCAUAAACGUUUUUGCCUCUUGCAUUGCAUAUCGGCGUACCCUGUGCCAUUUGAAGACUGUAAUUUGACUGUGCUGCAAGAUUACAAGAACACUUUUGACGUACCCGUCGGAUAUUCGGGUCAAGAGCUGGGUACUGCAGUUGCGUUAGCAGCGGUUGCUUUGGGUGCUAAGGUGUUAGAAAAACACAUCACAUUAGAUAAGACUAUGAAAGGUACUGAUCAUGUCUGCUCCUUGACACCAGCCGAGUUUAAACAACUUAUUAAAGACGUCCGAGUCAUAGAGGCAUCACUCGGUACACCGAUUAAGAAAGUUGUCACAUCUGAGAUACCGUGCAUUGAUAAACUGCAAAAAUCUCUUGUAAUGGGUUGUACGAAGAAUAGAGGAGAAAUAUUAUACCCCGGUGACGUCAAGAUUAAAAAAGAAGACGAGCCGUUGAACGAAGGAGACUUUUGUUAA